Molecule: messenger RNA, 2891 nt
Organism: Heteronotia binoei (common prickly gecko)
Lineage: Eukaryota; Metazoa; Chordata; Lepidosauria; Squamata; Gekkonidae
Gene: UIMC1
Product: ubiquitin interaction motif containing 1
Exons: 14
Coding region: 209-2644 (811 amino acids)
Biological process (GO): positive regulation of DNA repair; double-strand break repair
Cellular component (GO): BRCA1-A complex
Molecular function (GO): DNA binding; histone binding; K63-linked polyubiquitin modification-dependent protein binding
Source: RefSeq, a predicted model, not a curated record
GAGCGCGCGUUCUGUUUCCAUUUUGUACGUGGGAAGCGAAGCCAUCAGCGCCAACUUGAUUGUGGGCACUAGCUCCGCUCCGCCGUUGCCGAAUCAGCGCGAGCCCCCGCAAAAGGCUGCGGAGACGUCGACUUCGCCGCCUGGUGGGGUCGGCGUGGGAGGGGGCGGGGCACCGGCCCGGUGGGGAGUCUCUGGGGCCGUGGAAAGGAUGCCAAAGAAGAAGAAGAAAAGUACAGAUGGGCCCAAUUCCCGGGCCCAAGAUCAGGAAGAAGAAUCAAGGGGCGAGUCAAAUGCCAAGUUGAAACGCAACUUUGGUGAUGCAUUUAUUGUUAUAUCUGACAGUGAUGGAGAGCAUGAGUCAAAGGAGGAAUAUGAUCUGCAGAAGAAAAGAACAAAGCAACAGCUGGAUAGAGCGAAGACUACAGCAAAGAGAAAAAUUGCACAGAUGACAGAAGAUGAACAAUUUGCCCUGGCUCUGCAAAUGAGUGAGCAAGAAGCCAGGCAGUUGAACUCACAGGAAGAAGAAGAGGAAGAGCUCCUGAGAAAGGCUAUUGCUGAGAGCCUCAGUAGCUACCAGGCCUUUGAUUCUUCCGCUGCUGCUCUGCCUCCUCUUGUCCAGGCACCUGAGUCUCCAGCACCAAGCCACCCAGCUGGACCAGAGACUUCUAAGCUCCUCACAGCCCUGCUGCCUCACUCUGAAUCUCUUUGCUCCGAGGGCAGCUCCCCUUCACCCAGCCACAGAGUUGAUGAGAAUGGACAGACAGAUGUCGCCAAGAGGCCCCUUGUAGUCCUGACGAGGUUGAGCCAGGAGAUAGUUGAAAACUCACUGGUCUCUAGCAUAAUUGUACCUCCAGGGAAGAGCCAGCCUUUUGCAAGAUCAAAUGAAGGGUCUUCCUCACCAGCGGGCAGUGAUUCCAGUGACACACCACCCAGUCUUCAAGACCUGUUUGCCUUAAGUCCUACCUUUCCACGAAGGCCUCUGGGUGCUUGGCCGCUGGCACCUCGGCGCCUCUUUGCAGGAAGGAGCAGUCCUUCAAAACCUGCAAGCCAGGAAACAGAAAAUCAUUCCCAAAAUUGUUCAGAGAAAGACCCUCUUCCUGGGUGCUCAGAAGCCCUAGUAGAAGUGCCUGAAAAGCAUAGCACUCUAGACCACCAUACCAGUCGCGAUUCUGAGCUUGAACAGCAGAUCCAGCCUAGGGAGAAGGUGGGUCUUUCUAUGGAGUCCCUGAAAGGAACUAAAAUGCCAGAAAAUGUCUCACCACUUUGCACACUUCAAAUGGCAGAUGAGAAAGACAAACAAGAAGAGGACCAAGACACAGUACAUUAUUACUGGGGCAUCCCAUUCUGCCCUAAAGGAGUUGAUCCCAACAAAUACACCCAAGUCAUUUUGUGCCAGCUUGAAGUUUAUCAGAAAAGCCUGAAACAAGCUCAGAGGCAGCUCCUGCAGAAGAAGAGGUUUGGGGAGCCAGUUGUUCCUAACUCAUGUACUUUGAGCCAAAAUGAACAUGGUAUGGAGGAGGAGGAGGAACGUUUUAAGGGCAAUGGAGGUGUGGAUGAACAGGAAAGAGAAGAUAUGAAUGAUGAAAAGGAACCUGAGAGUGAAGCUUGGCUUCUUUCCCCAACAAAUGGAGGAAUGGAUAAAAAUCCAAAGCAGAAUGCAGCCAAGGGAGAAAACUCUGAGCAGGGAGAUGAGCCUGUUAGCAGCUCCUGUCAGGCCUCCCAAGUACUGUUUGCAGAAGAUGUCCUUGAAGAAGGAGAGCCCAUGCAGAUUACACAAAGCAUUUCUGCUUUGACUCCCCUGGAUAGCAAGAGAAGCCCAGACACAGCAACUGAGAAUCGUGCUGAAGAAGAAAUCACCAUUUGUCCUGAGACCCAGCCGAGUCCAUCGCAAGCUAUUGAGCCUGAGAGCAGAGAAAUCCAUUCAUCCAGCAAAGAUGUGUCUCUGCAGGCUGAUGCAAAUGAAGACACUGGGAAGAGUGUGACUGCACCCAGCCUUCCAGCUGAUGGCGCUAUCUCAUGUCCAUUGUGUGAUCGCAGAUUCCCAGUUUUGGAAAUUGAGCGACAUGCCAUGUAUUGUAAUGGCACAGGAGAGGACACAGAAGAUGAUGCUCCAGUGAUGACCCGGCGACAGAGGGAAGCCAAGAGUAGAGCUGCCUGGGGCAAUGAGACGCCACAACCUGCAGACACUGGCAAGUAUGAGAAGUGUUAUCUCUGCAAGACUCUGGUGCCACUGAAGGAGUACCAGAGGCAUGUUGAUGGCUGCUUUCAAAGGUGCUCCAAAAGUGCUAAUGGAACCCAGGGUGGUAGGAGGCUGCGGCGUGCAAAGGGCGAGGGAAGAGGUGAAGGCCAGCUCCUAAACAUGCUGGAGCAAUCCGAAAGCAAAGCUGCAGAUGCAGAGAUGGGGGCCACACCAUCUGGAGAAGACUCAAGGUGCAGCUCACCAGAGAUGGACAAGGAGGCUGAGCGUGGCAAGGAUGACUGGAGCCAUUUUCCCCAUGCCUCUUGCAGUGAUUCUCCUGUUAAAUCCUUCACCUCUAUUUCGGAAUCCAAAAACUGUCUAGUAGACUUUAAAAAACAGUUGGCCACAAGCUCAGGCAGUUGGCAACAUACCAAAGCCAGCUUCAGGAGAAGGAAAAAAUUCUGAGUCUUAUACAAUUAGAAAGGGAACUCAAAGUGGAAUAGGAAGCAGAGCUUUCUAUUCUACUGACUUUGCUUGGCAGGAAGAGUGUAGCCUCCCACACACCAUCAACCAUCUCUCUUCUGUACAUUUUGUAUGAAUUGUACAAGCAUUUGUCAUGAAAUGAAUUGAUUGUGGACUUUGUAGGUGCCUAUUCAACCUUGUUUUUCAGUUACAAAAGAAAAAUAUAUUUAUUAUGUUUUUAUAAACUCCA